AUGGAAGAGCCUGAGAAAAUUCCUAAACCGGCUCCCCGGAGAAUCUUCCACGAGAGACAGAGGGUCACCGGUCUGCCUUUGUACUUUGAAAGUUAUCUGUCAAUCCGGCAUUCAAGAUGCCAGGAAUUUAAAGUGUAUUGGACAGAACUCAGAGGAACUAUGCUCUUCUUUUAUGAUGAUAAGAAAGCCCCAACAUACUCACAGAAAUUAGAUAUAUCGACUUUGAUCUCAGUAACUAAUAUUUAUCUGGAUGAAAAUGGCUUUGCACAGUUCAUCCUGAAGCUGCCGACUGUGGAACUAGAACUGAAGGUAGAGGACUGUGAACUUGGGAAAGAAUGGAAGGGUUUUAUUCUCACUGUAACAAAGAUGUCAGUUCCACCAGAGGAGUCAUUAUUACCUGGUCAAUUUAUGAGAAUGCAUGAAGUGCUAGAGAAAGAAAAGAAGAGGAGGAUUAUGCUUAAUGACUCUUCAAGUGCAUCCUUGAAUGAAGAAAGCCCUCCCAGCAGUAACUACAGCAGUACAUUGACCACUAUGCCAGCGUGUUUCUAUGCUGUAUCUCGGCAAAAAGCAGUCGAGAUGUUAGAAAAGAACCCGUCGUGGGGGAAUUUGAUCCUGCGGCCUGGCAGCGACAGUAAGAACUAUGCAAUCACAGUUCGACAAGUGCUACAUGUCCCAUUCAUAAAGCACUACAGAGUAAUGACCAAAGCAGCAAAUUAUGUCAUUGUAUUGGAAAGAGAGGUGACAUUGAUGAGCCUUCAUGACGUCAUCAGUUACUUUGUGACCCAUACCCAAGGGAACUUGAGACCAUUUGUCAUGCCUACAAAUGACAACAUGCUGCAGGGGGCACAGCAUUCUGAAGGUGAGUCCUUCAGAAUCCUGCAGGCACACGUGGGAACCGUCUCACUGAAACGCAGAGACAGAAGCGGCAUGCAGGGAGUUUAGUUUAAGCACUAAAGCUAAACACGAAGUGUUUCCCAGGCUAGUCUUGCAUGAUUUCUAGAACAGCUCUCUUAGUCUUAAACCAAGAGCACAAUGUUGCUUCUCCCAGGGAUAUUUCUGUGAUUUGGAGAGGGCAUCACACAAGUAGUAGUAGUUCUCAAAAACAGGAAAAUACGUAUCCAAAUAAACCCCAAUUCCUACAGAAGACUAAUUCCUAUAGAAGAGUGAAAGAACUAAGGAAAAAAAAGUGGGGGAGAGAGAAGAUACAGUAUUUUCUAUCAUGUUUUACAGGGGCAGUGUACUGAAGUGAGGAAGACAGCAUUUGCAGCUCACAGUGCAAUAAACUCCUCAUGUGACAUCCCCAUACCUUGUCUAUUCACUUGUAACAGGAUCAGCACUGCUGAUAAUAUCUCACAGAGACAGGAGGGAUGCCUCACAGUUGCUGGGGCUUUACGCACGGCCAGAGAAACAGAAAACCUCAAGUCUGGAUAUCUUAAACUAGGGGUUCCCAGUUCUCUGCCAGAUCACUUAUCUCUUACAGUAUCUGAAACAUGGCAAGUGGGGCAACUGGGGUACUUCCUGACUUAUGAAACUGAGGAAGGGUAUAAAUCCAAACAAAUUGAAAGAUCUCCUGCCACAACUGUACAUUCCUACCCCUUUCCUAUGCCAGCAGGAGUGUUCAUCUCUCCCUGCCAGGACCUAGUUCAGGGAACUGAACCAACAUUUAACCCAGCAAAAAUAAGUAAGCGUCCCUGUUGGGUAAGAUCUCCGAAUUGCCUCGCUGUGGGCUAAGGCGGGCCCCCAGUCACUGCAGAGGGAGGGCAGGACUGCACAGCUUGUCACUGGGGAAGGCAGCAAGAAUGUGACAGCCCUGCCCCAGAUCAUACUGUACAGUUGUGGAACCACAUCCAUCCUCAGGCACAGAAUCUGACUUUUCAGGAAUGGGGGAUCAAGCCAUUAAAACAAGUCACUUAAGUGAUCAGCAGUAGGAUCCAACUUCAGUACUUUUCGCUCCUAAGUUCUACCAAGCAGCUGGACUGAAUAAAGUGCUUACAGAAUGGGGUACCUACUACUGGGCUACAUUCCUUUGUAGUUAAUGGAGACUGUUAUUUCCAGAGCCUGGCUCUUUUCUAUACACCUCCCAUAGCACAAGAUGAAUUGUCCCUUCCUCUUCCCUGACAGCAGUGUGGCAGCAGGCACGUGGUUCAGCUGAAGACAGGUAUGCUGUAGGUGCUGAAGUAGCAAGUGGCUCUACUGCAUGCAAAGGAAAUGUUGGACGUAGAUGUACUCUUAGUUGCAGAUCAAGAGUGAUCAUGAUGCAAUUUUGAUUCAGCUGGGAAAUACAAAUGAGUUAGUAAUUGUUUCAAGGAUUGUGGAAGUCACUAGAGGCUUGGGAAAGUUGGUUCAGAAGAAUAUCUAUGUUCUUCUAAAGAAGAAAUAAAGUGUGACUUUAUUAAAGUGUACCCACUGUAUUUAUAAGAGUACAAUACAACAUGAGGUGUACAUUACAGUUGGCAGU
Messenger RNA from Struthio camelus australis, 2458 nucleotides. NCBI's taxonomy places the organism in Eukaryota, Metazoa, Chordata, Aves, Struthioniformes, Struthionidae. The record is from RefSeq and is a predicted model, not a curated record.